This is a messenger RNA of Rubroshorea leprosula, 1696 nucleotides long. NCBI's taxonomy places the organism in Eukaryota, Viridiplantae, Streptophyta, Magnoliopsida, Malvales, Dipterocarpaceae. The record is from the annotation of a GenBank genome assembly.
CCGACGCUGGGGGAAUUCGAAGUAGGGUUUUGGUUCGAAAUCAGAUAUUCCUUAGAUUUGGUCCCAGGAUCUCUCUUCCUUCAAGGUUUCUUCAAUUUUCCAUCCAAGACCCUUCCACUCUCCUCUGAUGCCACAAAAAUGCUCAGAUUGCUCUCCCCAAAACUUCACCCAUUUUUGUUUUCCGUUCAUGGCGGGGGAAGAAAAGGGGAAAUUUUGGUGCUUUGCGCGAGGAGGAAGAACAUAGAUAGCGUUAGCAGGAGCUCCAAUGGCGUCGCGUUUCCAGGCAGCGACUCUGGUAGCUUCACGGUCCCAUCCCCAUUCCAUCGCCUGGUCCGACGAGAACCUGAUUGCCGCCGUUGCUUCCGGUCACGUCGUCACCAUUCUGAAUGCAGCAUUGCUUCUCAGACCUCGAGGACUGAUAAUUGUUCAUAAAAGUGAACCUUGUUCCAUUGGGGUCGUCAAAGAAGAAGAUUUAUUAUCGGGACCUCUGCUGUCCACUUGUUUGAGUAAGGGCCCCCUUCCUUGUGUUCGAUCAAUUUCGUGGUUACCUAUUGAAAUGGCUCCUAACUCAGGGUGCUUACUGGCUAUUUGUACCUUGCAAGGACAUGUAAAGCUUUAUCGUCCCCCAUUUUGUGAUUUUUGUGCUGAGUGGAUAGAGGUAUGCAUCUGUCAUGAACUUUUUGCUGAUAAACCAAAGAAUUUGAAGUUUUAGUCUUUUAUUUCUUUUUGUUGAAAUUUAAACAUUAAACCUUCUGUCCCAAAAUUGUCUUGGUAUAUUACGGUUAGUUCUUGAAGAACUUCUUUUCUUGAGUUCAAUGUGGGUGCAAUAAUUAAAAAUUUUUUUUGCAUCCAUUAAUUUAUUAUUACAUCUGGAUAUGUUCAUAGUUGACCAAUUUGUUGACUAUGUAUUCAGUGAAAUUGACGUUUGGAAUGGAUUAAGCAUGGCUUCGAAAAUUUUCUAUGCAUCAAGCGAAAGACAUCUGCAAUACAAUCCUUUCCAAUCUAAAGUACAUAAACACUUACAAACCAUCAUACUUGGGAAAAUAAGUUAAUCAUGAAAAUUCAUUCUAAGAAGUUUAGAAAGUCUUUAGCAGACCCAAUAUUAAAUAUUCUGGAGAUUAGAUCCCUCAGCAAACUAAAAUGUCUAGACUUAUUUGACAUGCUUAUUCUUUUAAUACAGAGAUUGGUUGUGUUGUGUAGAACAAAUGACAAGCAUACUUGAUGCACAUUUGAAUAUUCUUUAUGUAGUUUGCUUCAGAAAUUAAGCUCAAAGGGUCUCUAUUUCCCCUUACUCAUAAGCUUUUUAUCUAUGGAGGAAUAGCUUCAAAUGCAGUAUUUGUAUCGGACUGUGUAAUUUGUUUUUUCUAUCCUUCCUGUAGACUUUUGAUAUAGCAGACAGGCUUUAUGAUCAUCUUGCGAGGAUUAGUGAGCAAGGCAUUCCUUAGUAAUUUCUGAUGUAAGUUAUUGUAUCUACUACAUUAGGAUGAACCAAGCUCUCUGUAGCUUGCUAACUUAUACCAUAUUAUAAUAUUUCAACCCUUUCUCGAUAUGUUUUUAUAGUCCCAUCAGCCGUAUAUAUGUUCAUAAACCUCCUAGUGUAUUUAUUUCUUGUAGACUUUUGAUAUAGCAGACAGGCUUUAUGAUUAUCUUGCAAGCAUUGUGGUUGCUAUUUAAGGAAUGAAAGUUAUGGAGAUUU